AUGUCAAUAUCAGUUGACAGUAACAAUCUUAGUUUUGUUAACGAUUUGAAUCCUGAGAAAGAUAUGUGGAACAUGAAAGCGAGAAUUAUUCGAAAAGGGAAUCAAGAUUACAAAAUGGAUCUCAUCUUCAUUAAUGAAAAGAUAAUUUAUGUUGUUGGAUCUGUGGUUUGUUGUGGAGAUCUUGAAUUCUUUGGUCGACCUCCAAAAGAGACUAAGAAUAUCAAUUUCGAUAAUCAAGACUUGGAGGGUAAGGUUUUGCGGUGUACUGUGUGGAAUGAUUAUGCUAUGCAGUUUAAGGAGUUCAUCUCUAAAAUUCCAGCUCAUGAGCAUGUGAUGGCUGUUAUACAACAUGGAAAGUGUAAGGAAUGGAAAGGUGAAUAUACAGUUCAAAGUGAUAAGUUUGCAACACGAAUUCUUAUACUGAAGUUUGGACAAAGGAGUGGUUCUACUUCUCAAACAAUACUAUCGUCUCAGACCGUUUUUCCAUUGCAUAAAGAAUUUGAAUGUCUUGUGUUGUGUUGUGUUGUGGUUGCGACAAUUAAGAUUGUGCAAGAAGAGUAUGGUUGGUUUUAUCCUGUCUGUCAUAAGUGUUUCAAGAAGCUGAUGGCUAAAAGUGAAUACUUGCAGAAUGUUAAAAAUGUUUCAGAUGAUAUUGUUCAAUUGCCUGCGACUUCUUUGGUUUGUUCCAAAUGUCGUAGUGAAUGUACAUCUGUCACCACAAAGUUCAAGGUGCAAGUCUGGGUGCAGGAUGAGAGUGGUAGUGUUUCUUUUGUUAUGUUUGAUAGAGAUGUUCAGAAGCUUCUUGGAUUAGCGGCGAGUGACAUAAGAGAGAAGCAGGUGAAGGCGAAUGAUACUGGAUGUUUCCCUCAUGAGAUAUUUCGAUUGGUUGAUAAGAAGGUCGCUUUUAAGAUUGAUGUUUCAGAGUUCAAUCUUAAAAAUGACUAUCGUGUUUAUACCGUGCAAAAAACAUGUGAUGAUCCAGUAAUAAUUGUUGAGUUGGUUGGUGGAGAUGGUAAUGGUGAUGAAAAUACUAAGGAGGUUACUCAAGAGGUAGCUGAAGUUAAAGAUGUUAACCUUUCAGAAUCUUCCCAGGAUGCUGUCUCUGUUACGGCUGACUUUUCAGCCGUUGAAGUUGAAAAGGAUUCUGGAUCAAGUCCCAAUGGAAAGCGGAUAGCUCAAGAUGUUGAUGUUGUCAACAUUGGUGAGCUAUCCACUAAUGUGAGAAGAACCCGGAAGAAGCUGUCUAAGGUUAACAAUUAG
Messenger RNA from Helianthus annuus (common sunflower), 1260 nucleotides. RefSeq lists its product as uncharacterized. Lineage: Eukaryota; Viridiplantae; Streptophyta; Magnoliopsida; Asterales; Asteraceae. The record is from RefSeq and is a predicted model, not a curated record. The coding region runs from base 1 to 1260 and encodes 419 amino acids. The transcript has 9 exons.